GGAACGGCAGCCGGGCGAGCGCCGGGUCGCGAUCACGUCCAAGAGACGCGCCGCCGCCGACGUGCGAGAACGCCAAUGGAAAUAUGUGAGCCACGAGACUAAUUGCAAGUCGUACACGUAGGCGGGUCACGCGCGCGCACGCGGGAUAAAAGUCGCGUGUCGCUUGGUUGCGGUAAUCCGAUAACGCGGUCGACGCCGGUCAUCGCCGAAGUCCGCUAGCGAUCGAUCACCGGCGGCCGCGAGACCGGAAGUGUGAUCCCGUCGGACGAGAGAGACCGAGUUCACCGUUCGUUGAAUGGAGUAAUGAGCGGGGCCCCUGCGCGGGGCACAGUGCCCCGUCGUCAAAGACGCCAUCAUCACCAUCACCAUCACCACCACCAUCAUCAUCAGAAGCAUCAGAAGCGCGUCCGGGACGAAGCGCCGCGGGACGAGCCCGAGGAGAAGCGGCCCAAGAUCAACCCGAUCUUCCUGUGGGCGUCGCAGCGCGAGCAGAAGAUCGUCGAGGUGAGAUGCGAGGACUACGACAAGCGUAAUCGCAUCAAGCUGACCAAGACCGCGCAAGGAUGGCGCUCGAUACCGCGCACCACGUCCAACGGGUACACGAUCGCCCUAGCCGCCGCCGCCGCCGCUUGCAAGAAGACGGCGCCGACGGGCAUGGCCGACGCGUCGUCGUCGGCCUCCUCGGUCUCGUCCAACGACGAGAAGGAGAACGGCAAGGGGUGCCUGCAAGAGCCGGCGGGCGCGACCGCCAGCUCCCUUCGGUGCCAUCCGCGAAUGUAUUCGUCGAGCGGCGCGACGAACGGUUUGCUUACUGGCGAAGGCGCAGGCAGAAACAAGCUGCGGGAUUACGAUGAGGAGACGAAUCGACGUGGCUACUCCUCCCCUUUGGGAGCGCGCGACGAGAUCAACGACGACGACGGCGGGGAAAAGAAUGGCGAGGAGGGUAAGAAUCGCGAGCACGGCAAGCUCAAGGAUCGUCUGUCCGGCUUGAAGAAUAAGGACAGGCUGCACGGCUGGAUCAACCUGCAGAGAUUGCAGAUGGACAAGCUGUUCCAGCCGCGCGUCGUGCUGGAGCUGCUGCAACUGUCGCAACUGCCGGAGAGCGCGCAUCAAAAUGUCGUUCGCCACACGAGAAAUAAGGACGCGACGGCGAGCGAGGCGAGGCGGAUAGAGGAAAGUAACGAGCGGGACGAGGGCAACGCCGUGGCGGAAGAAGAAGACGAGGAAAGAGAGGAAGAGAUGGACAACGAGGAGGUGGAGGAGGAGGAGGAAGAGGAGGACGACGACGAGGAGGACGAGGAGGACGAGGAGGAGGAGAGCAGUGAGAAAUCGAAUCGGAUGAACAAGGCGGGUAUUCAGGAUAUAUUGAACAUGAUAGACGCCACGGCCUCGCCCGUUCUCGCCGCUGACACUCCCAGCGCCGAUCUGCCGAUGGACUCCACCAAGACUUACCAGGAGGUCCUCGACGAGAAGCAGUGCGCCGAGAGGCAGCAGGUCAAGGACGCGAAGCUCGACGAUACGAAGGCUCGAACGAGGAGCAUAUCGAGUUACGAGACCGAGGCGGUCGAGCAAGACGACGAGAUCGACGAUAAGCUGGAGGUGCACGAGGAAAAGAUCCUGGAGGAUUGCUGCCUGCAGGAGGAGAUGGAAGACAAGAAGAUCCGGGUGGAGGACAAUCUCGGGCUUCUCUCGCUGAAGACUAACGCCGAGCUGACUCCGAAUUCCUGCAAAGUCGCCGAGGCCGACGGCGGUUUCGUCCUCGACCGACCGAAAUGCGGCUCGGACUCCACCGUCGCGUGGCUGCCGAGCGUACCGACCGAGGAAGAGGAAGCGCCGGACGAACCCGGCGAGCCGUUGAAGCUCGAUUACGACAGCUCGAAGAUCCUCGACGCCCUGAGAAACACGCCGGGGCUCUCGGUGUCCGUAAUGAGGAACCACGCGUCUGAGGUCGGCAAGAAUCCGAUCGUGCCGCCUGCGAGGCCACCCUCGAAGGCGUCCUCGUCGAGCAGAUCGCCGGAUUCUCAGGCGGAAUGCGCCGAGAAGCUGCUGAAGAACGCGAACGACUUUGGCCGCGGCGGGUCGCCUCGCAAUCUGCCAGGUCUAUCGAUCGUUAUACCGAGCUACCGCUACAAAAGUGUCUCCGGUCAGCUAACAGCCUCGCCGAACACGAAGCAUCGCGUCGAGUCGCCCGAGAGCACCGUAAGUUUCAACAAGACCGACGUGUAUCCGGAGGAAAUGAAGCUGGACGGUUUUCCCCACGAGGAGGACGGAGACGAGGAGGAAGACGAGGACGACUGCGACUCGCAAGUUUUAGAAGAUCUCAGGCAGCAGAAGGCGGACUCGCUCGCGUACGACGGUGUCGACGCGGAUUACUACAACGGGCCUGGUGCCAGAGGCAAUCAGGAGGAUCGCAAAACCCCGCUGGAGAGCACGAAGGGCGAUCACGCCUGGAUCGGCUCUGGUAGGAACAGCGAGGCGCAGGCCAAAGGUAAAUAUCAAGAUCUCGAACACUUUGACGAGCAGGUCCUGGAGGAGCUGCGAUCCCGCGGCACCGUGGUCUCGCCGCAGCCCAGCGGCAUUCCCUGUUCUCCCGCGUCCAGGAGACCGUCGUCGGCGUAUCUCGAGAGGCUACUCCCUAGUCCGCCGUGUUCGGUGACCUGCUCGGAGGACGCCAAGAGCGAACUGACGUUAAAGAGCAUCUUGGCCUCGUCCAGCUGCGCGGAUCCGCGGGACUACGAGAGGGCGAAAGAGAUCGUGCCGAUCCGGUCCGAUCAGAGCGUCGAUCAGCCCGUUUCUCGACCCGUGCACUCGAGCGCCGAUAGGAACGCGAGAAGGACUAAUCAGCGCAGCUUCCAGGAACGUCUGAACGUUCACAGUCAGGAGGCGAGGAACUCGGGCAGGCCAAUGUCCAGCGGCGACAUCCACAGUACCUUUUACGCGACGACGGAACAACGCGCCGCACCCAAGAGACCGAUGUCUGCCGAGUGGCAGUCGGCGGUCGGGCAACGGCAAAAGAGCCAAGCCGCCUAUUACCAAAAAGCCGUUGGUAAAACGAGGGGCCACUUGACCGAUCAGGACCAGAUCGCCUGUCCCACGUCCAGCAGCACGGACAAGUUCUUGGAUCCGGCCAGACAGCUCCGCGAACUGGUCGAGACUGUCGGCCACCUGAUCCCCGAUCCUCUCCUAGUACCUCGCGACUAUCUGCCAGGUCUGGCUGCCGCCCCGGCGACAGAAAUACCCAAGUUACUGGCCAGCAGGCCCGAGCUCAGGCUACCCGAGGCCCUCACCAGGCCCGACCUUCUCCGGGAUCCCGAUCUGCUCGUGAUAUCGCUGGCACAUCUGCAGCAUGUACUGGACCACGGCGAAGGCCCAGUCUCCAGGUCGCGGCACUCGCCACCGCAGCAACCUAAAGCACCGGUCAACGGCGCCAUUAACAAAGGAACGUCCGGCACGACGAGCGGUAAUGGCGCGAGGAGCAGCGGACUCUCCGGCAACAUUGUCACCGGCAGGCCCAAACUCAGCUGCAAGCCGAUCUGCACGCUGAUGCCGAUGCAGCCUAUAGACCUAUCGAACGGCGGCCGAUCGCGCGUCAACCCCUAUUCGUCCUUGCUUAGAGUGCGCAGUGGGCUGCUGAAGCAGGAACCGGAAGUGAGCUCUACCGCGAGCUCGCCGGACGAGUCGCAGCUAUGGCAUCCGUUGUUUGGCAGCCAAAAGAGGCAGCUGCAGCAGCAACAACAACAGCAGCCGCAGCCG
Molecule: messenger RNA, 3753 nt
Organism: Vollenhovia emeryi
Lineage: Eukaryota; Metazoa; Arthropoda; Insecta; Hymenoptera; Formicidae
Exons: 2
Source: RefSeq, a predicted model, not a curated record